Penaeus monodon (black tiger shrimp) is the source of this 2114-nucleotide messenger RNA. It is a transcript of the gene adp, whose product is annotated as WD and tetratricopeptide repeats protein 1-like. Gene Ontology annotation, biological process: negative regulation of fatty acid biosynthetic process. Gene Ontology annotation, molecular function: protein binding. Gene Ontology annotation, cellular component: cytoplasm; Cul4-RING E3 ubiquitin ligase complex. NCBI's taxonomy places the organism in Eukaryota, Metazoa, Arthropoda, Malacostraca, Decapoda, Penaeidae. The record is from RefSeq and is a predicted model, not a curated record.
GUUUUCUUCGGCGCCGCAACAACACGGGGCCGAGAGAGGUUUCACAAGCGCCCGAGAACAUCACUGAGUUCUGCUAAGAGGAAGGCUGGGUCGAGGGCUUAGAAAUUGUCUUGGUAAGCCAGUAUCCGCGUAGGAACUACAAGAACCGUCCAUGAUCAUCCACAGUUAGAUAUUUAAGAAAAUGGAAGGGUCAGCUGCAGUGACUCAGAUGGGAUCAGAGGAUGCAGAAGGUAAAGGUUUCUCCGCCCAUACAAUAUUUAGCACAUAUCGGCCGCCUCUCUUCAGAAGGCCACCAAAGAAGCUGAGUCUCUUACAGCUACAGAGAAAGAGGGAAAUACAGGAUGUAACCUGGCAGAGUUUUACAAGACAAAACCAAAUGACGAAGUCUUUGGUAUAUCGACUAGGUAUCACAAGGCAAUUAGAAGGUCAUAGAGGCUGUGUUAAUUGCAUUGAAUUUAAUACAGAAGGAAGGUUAUAUGACAUGCGGUCGCCACAUACUUGUGGUUCUUCUCAAACAAACAAUGUUCUAAUCAACUUGAGGCGCCAUGCAGGAAGAACAGCUGAAUGCAAGUGCAUUACUGUCAAUCCUUCCCGGCCAGAGCUGCUUGCUGUAGGGGCCAGUGACCCGUAUGUUAGAAUAUAUGAUAGAAGAAUGAUUAAACUAACCAAUUUACAGAACCCUCCAGGUGGAAUGUCAAGGAGUCAGUGGGAGAGAAGUAACUAUGCGACCAGUCAGCUUGAUUCUUCUGCAGACAAUCUUCCCCCCGGCUGUGUACAAUAUCUAGUUCCAGGUCACCUUCCUGAUAAGCUGAAGGAAUACUAUAGACGCUACCGGUCAUUGGCAACUACCUACUUGACAUAUAGUAGUGAUGGCACUCAUCUGUUAGCUAAUUUAGGUGGUGAACAUAUAUACCUCUUCAACACAGCAAGUCCUCGUCAACCUAGGCAAUAUUCAAUAUCAAAUGUUGUAAAACAUUCUAAAGAAUCUGAUGGUCCAUCAAAUGGAGUAUGCAAGUCAAUUGCUUCUAAUACAAAUGGUAUAUCCUGUCAUCUUACUGGAGGAGGGGAACGAAUAGGAUAUCAUGCACAAGCCCAGCCUUUACCUCCACAAGCAGAAAUACUUAAAGCUAGAGCUAAUCAGGCUUUUGCUGCAGAGAAAUACAUCACUGCUUUGCACCUGUACAACCAAGCUGCACAGAUAUGCCCGAACUCUGCAGUUCUGUAUAGUAAUAGAGCUGCUGCUUUGAUGAAGCGAAAGUGGGAAGGUGAUAUAUAUGCUGCACUGAAAGACUGUUUCACGGCAUUGGAGAUUGAUCCUCACCACGUAAAGGCGCACUUUAGAUUGGCGCGAUGUUUGCAUCAACUUGGCCGUGAGCAAGAAGCACAACUUUGUCUAGAGGAGUUUAGAAGACAACAUCCAGACCACAGUUCAUCACCUGCCUGCUCUGCGCUAGCUCAUGAUAUUACCAGCUCCAUUUUACAAUUGCAGAAUGGAAUUUCUUCAGAUAAUAGCAGUGAGGGAGAUAUGGAUGAAGAAGGACUCCUGGGUGUAUUGCCAACACCUAGUACACAGGAACAGGAAUGGCGGGUAAGAGCCACAGACUACCAUAAGUCGUACUGUGGUCACUGCAACACCACUACUGAUAUUAAAGAAGCCGCUUUUCUUGGGAAAGUGAGUAUUCUGCACUAGGAUGGUGAAUUCAUAGCAGCAGGGUCAGAUGAUGGAAAUUUGUUUAUUUGGGAUCGUGAAACCACAAACCUCAUUCGUGUUAUUCCGGGAGAUGAAUCUAUUGUUAAUUGUGUCCAGCCCCAUCCGCACACGUGUUUAUUAGCCACAAGUGGAAUUGAAUCGGUUGUGAAACUUUGGGCUCCUCUUCCUCAGCUGGAUAAUGAAGAUCUUCAGAGUAUGGACUUUGAGAAAAUGGAAAAAACAGCCCAAGCCAACCAGCAGCGCAUGAGUGCGGAUCCCUUGGAGAUGAUGCUGAUGCACAUGGGCAACAUGGCCCAUGUGUUUGCCAGGUGGCGAUAAUCCCUCGCGGGACCCUUCUCCUGGGGGCCAGAAUGAUCGCAACUUGGCAGAUGUCCAAUGUCGUACUAGCUGAGCCCAGCCAGUU